UUGUAAAAGUUCAAAAUAGGAAGGAGUGCUCGAGCAUGGCCCUGACGUAAUAUGUGAAUCGAAUGAUCCCUAUGAAUUUUUAACUGCACAAUUUUUAAUCAUCAUUUCAUUUUUAUCAUUUAAUUGCGUAAAUUAUGUGAUUAUAUUCUAAAAUCUAACGAUUUAUUGCUAUAAAUCAUUUGCUAAGAUAAGUGGUUGAUAUUUUCAAACUCGUCGUAUCAAAGAUUAUUGUUAUCUAAGUUUAAUAUUAGUAUUUCCAUCUGAAUUAGUUGGUUCAGCAAAUGAUUUAUAGCAUAUAUAUAUUAAAUCUGCAUUAGUAUGAAUCGAAAUCCGUGACGUAUUUAAUAUUUAUACGCCUUUUUAACAGUUUGAUAAAUAAUUCAGUUUAAAUCAUCUAAUUUUAAAGAUUUUUUAUCAAUGAUUAGAUAAAGCCAUUUUACCGAUAAACGUGCUUUUGUUUAAAUUAAAUUUCAAUUUGUAUUUUAGCAGUGUAUACAGCUGCCCUUAGCAACGAAGUUUACCAGUUAAUUUUGUGGUUUUAUUUUAUUUUGUUUGGUCUGCCUGCUCUAGCAGGUGGCUUCACACAUUUGAAUCUCGCGUGUCUUCUUGAAGAAUGGCGAAACAGUUCUUCAACUACCUUGUGAUUGGGGCAGGUUCGGGCGGUAUCGCCAGUGCUCGCCGCGCUGCACUCCUUAAACCCUCUCUCAAGAUAGCUGUUAUCGAGAAAGCGAGACCUGGAGGCACUUGUGUUAAUGUGGGAUGUGUUCCCAAAAAGGUUAUGUUCAUGACAGCAACAGUUAACGAAGCAUUACACGAUGCAAAGGACUACGGUUUUGACAUCGUGAAGAAAAACAAGUUUGACUGGGCGAUGUUGAAGGAGAAAAGAGAUGCUUACGUCAAAAGACUGAACGGAAUUUACACAAGUAACCUGGGCAAAGACAACAUAACUUACAUACAGGGAGCAGCAAAGUUUACAGGUCCACGUACCAUCUCAGUAGAGGGGGUGGAGUACGAAGGGGAGCACGUGUUGAUAGCAGUGGGGGGCCGCCCCACCAUCCCCAACAUUCCUGGAGCUGAACUAUGCGAUACCAGCGACGAGUUCUUCGAGUGGGACACUUUGCCGAACAAAGUUCUAGUUAUAGGUGCCGGGUAUAUCGCUGUGGAGAUAGCAGGAAUACUACACAAUCUGGGUGUAGAUACCACGUUAGUAGCAAGAAGAGGUGCUAUUCUGCGUUCAUUUGAUCACGAUAUUGGAAAGAAUCUUAUGAGUGAAAUGAGUGAUGCAGGACAAAAGGUCCAGUACCACACAAAUCCUGAUGCAAUUGAAAAGGCUGAAGAUGGUACGUUUACAUUUAAAGGGACAGUGAGCGAGCCUGGACAGGAACCAAAACAGAUAGCUUUGGAGGGGUUCGAGAAGGUGAUGUUUGCUAUUGGAAGACACGCCAAUACAGAAACUCUGGGACUGGACAAAACUGGCGUGAACACGGACAGCAGAGGACAGAUACUAGUGGACGAGUUUCAACAGACGAGUGCUGAAGGUGUAUACGCGGUAGGGGAUGUCUGCGGUAAAGCACUCUUAACACCGGUUGCUAUAGCAGCUGGACGCCAUCUCUCUCACCGGAUAUUCAACAGUGAACCUGACCGGAAACUCAGCUACGAGAAUAUUCCCACGGUUGUUUUCUCUCACCCUCCUAUAGGCACUGUCGGUUUGACACAGGCAGAGGCUGAGGAGAAAUACGGAGCUGCAAAUAUAAAGAUACACCAGAGCACGUUCACUAACAUGUACUUUGCCAUGACAACACGAAAACCGAAAACUUACAUGAAACUGAUCUGCGAAGGAACAGAGGAGAAGAUAGUGGGACUACAUGUAAUGGGAUUAGGAGCGGACGAGAUGAUGCAGGGUUUCUCCAUAGCAGUAGUUGCCGGAGCAACCAAAAAACAGUUUGACAGUACCGUCGCUAUUCAUCCUACUUCAGCUGAAGAAUUUGUCACUAUGAACUGGGGACUGUCAACUAAAUCUUAAUCUUGUAACCAUUAGUAACCACUAGUAACCACUAGUAACCACUAGUUACUCUCCACUCUUUUCUAUAUGAUCUGGGGACUAUCAACUAAAUCUUUAUCUUGAUCUUGGUUUAUUAGUUAGUUAGUUACUGAUCAUAUGCAUAUGAAUAUUUAAGUGAUUUGUUAAGUAAUUGAAUCUGGAAAUUAGGAUGAAUAGUUUGCCCUUAUAAUCACUCCGGCAAUUUUUACAAUUAAUUCCUUCAAACUGAAAUGUUUUUAUUGGCGUCUUUUAGUAACUGUUUUUCAUAAUGUUUUUCAUAAUUUGUCCCCCUCAUUAAUCAAGGUUAACUAACAUGUUCACUGAACCAUUUAUACUGUUUAUUUUGUCUGUGCAUACCCCAUGAUAUUGUGGCCAAUCACAGUCGAUUAAUUAGAGUUCAUUGCAUUCAUUCAUUUUGUGCAACAUUCCUUUCUCUUUCAUGGUGUUUUUGUUCAGCCGACUAUAAUGGAUAUUGUAGUGCUAGAGGUCUAUGAUAAUAUUAUGCGGCAUGAUUUCAUGACGGAAAGUAGGGAACCAUUUUCAGCACAGUUAUUUUAAGUUUUAGCUUAAUUCAAUGACUUAUUAAAUUAUCAAGAUUAUCUUGAAUUGUGAAGAAAAUUAACUGUAAACAAAAUGUAAGCAUUUUGAUGUGUUCUCAAUACUAAACAUUCUUUGUCGCACUGUGAACCUUGUAGGUAUUUUUAUUCGCUAUAUAAGCUAACAUAAUUAAUAUCAUCAUGAUUAUACCUUGAUUUAGACUUAGUUUGUUUAAUUUUUAAGAUUCUGAGAUUACUUAGCUUCGUUUCGGAGCGUUAUUUUUUUGCUUUAAGUUUAGUUGACUUAUAAUUUAUAUGUAUUGGUGAAUUAUUAUUGUAGAUAUCACAAUUGAUGUUAUUCUAGUAGAACAAACACGGCGUUUACU
Molecule: messenger RNA, 2963 nt
Organism: Bolinopsis microptera
Lineage: Eukaryota; Metazoa; Ctenophora; Tentaculata; Lobata; Bolinopsidae
Product: glutathione reductase, mitochondrial-like
Exons: 10
Coding region: 614-2023 (469 amino acids)
Biological process (GO): cellular response to oxidative stress; glutathione metabolic process; cell redox homeostasis
Cellular component (GO): cytosol; mitochondrion
Molecular function (GO): glutathione-disulfide reductase (NADPH) activity; flavin adenine dinucleotide binding; NADP binding
Source: RefSeq, a predicted model, not a curated record